Messenger RNA from Blumeria graminis f. sp. triticale, 1812 nucleotides. Lineage: Eukaryota; Fungi; Ascomycota; Leotiomycetes; Helotiales; Erysiphaceae. The record is from the annotation of a GenBank genome assembly.
AUGUGGAAAUUCAAAACAUUUCUCUUCAAUUCAGCCAGUACAUCUCCAGCGUACUACAAAUUUGAGUCAUUUAAAGUACACUUUCAGAUACUGGUCCAGGCUAGGUACCCUCGAAAUUUCUCUAUCAGCAAAAUAACCAGAGAAACAAAGGCGAAUAUGACACCUCAAAUCCAAAAAUUUGAGCUCAAAACGCCUAAGGGCACCAAGGAUUGGCAGGGAAAGGAUAUGAUUAUUCGAGACAACAUAUUCUCCAAAAUAAGCGAUGUUUUUAAACGCCAUGGCGGCGUGACAAUUGACACACCAGUCUUUGAAUUAAAAGAGAUACUUUCUGGCAAGUAUGGCGAAGAUAGCAAACUUAUCUACGACUUAGAAGACCAGGGUGGGGAAAUCUGCUCCCUACGAUAUGACCUGACUGUUCCUUUCGCAAGAUGGCUUGCCAUGAAUCGUGAUGUUCAAAAUAUUAAAAGGUAUCAUAUUGCGAAGGUCUACCGCCGUGAUCAACCGGCAAUUUCCAAAGGACGUAUGCGCGAAUUCUACCAAUGUGAUUUUGAUAUUGCUGGAUCAUACGACUCUAUGCUGCCUGACGCGGAAAUAGUUCGAAUUGCGACAGAAGUCUUCCACAGCCUUGGAUGGAAAGGUAACUUUACAAUUAAGAUAAAUCAUCGCAAAAUUCUAGAUGGAAUUUUUGAGGCUUGCGGAGUUCCUGCCGAUAAAAUUCGUGCCACAUCUUCUGCUAUUGAUAAGUUGGACAAGUUACCUUGGGAAGAAGUGCGAAAAGAGAUGACUGAGCAAAAAGGCCUGCCCAUUGAAGUGGCCAAUAAGAUUGGUGAAUAUGUGGUACAAAAAGGGCAGAAAGACCUUUUGCUUAAGUUAAAAUCAGAUGAGUUUUUGCACACGAAUUUAUCUAUGAGUGCUGGCAUAGCCGACAUGGAAUUACUCUUCGAUUACCUUGAAGCUUUUAACGCGCUUGAAAGCGUUAGCUUUGAUUUAAGCCUGGCGCGUGGUCUAGAUUACUACACAGGAAUUAUCUUUGAAGUUGUCACAGAGGGCUCCGCCCCAACUGCUGGCUUGGCUAGUUCUACGAAUGCUAAAAAGUCUAGUACUCGCAAAAAGUCUAGUGCUGAACCUGAUGACAGAUCUUCAGAUCCCAGUAUUGGCGUAGGAAGUAUAGCAGCCGGCGGCCGAUACGAUAAUCUCGUUGGCAUGUUCUCUGGUAAAACUCAAAUACCUUGUGUAGGUAUUUCUUUCGGUGUUGAUAGAAUUUUCUCCAUAAUGAAGGCGAGAAUGGCAGCCAAUAACGUGGGAACAAUAAGAAAUAAUCAGGUUGAUUGUUUCGUAAUGGCAUUCGGUGGGAAGGGGUUUACCGGCCUCGUUAAGGAAAGAAUAUCAAUCUGCGCAACCCUGUGGGAAGCUGGUAUCAAGGCUGAGUUUCUCUACAAAGUAAAACCCAAACUUCCAAACCAGUUCAAAGCGGCUGAGGUAAAUGGUGUUCCGUUUUGUAUAGUGAUAGGCGAGGAGGAGCUAUCCAAUGGUCAAGUAAAAAUUAAAGAGAUGGGCUUACAAGAUGGCCAUCCAGAAAAAGAAGGCAUCCUAAUUAAUCUUGAAGACAUUGUUCCUGAACUGAGUCAACGUCUGAAACAAAAGGAUUCCGAAAACUGCGUAGCGCAGAAAUCAGAAAUUGUGCAUGGAGUGGGUAUCAAGAGCGAAUCCUUAAAGUCAUCACAGCCAGACUCUUCUCACCCAACUCUAACUAGCGAUACAGCCACUGAAUCAAAGAUCAACACGAACUCCAUCGCAGAAAACCAGAGCUAA